CCAGUAUUCUCAGCUUAUCUCUCUACAAACCUACUAGUUUCCCCCAUACUUUAUUUCUCUACCAUGUCUACCGAGGUCAAGGCUCCUGAGGUCAAGGCUGUCAAGCCCAAGGCUGUUAAGCCUAAGACCGUCCCUACCCACCCUCCCUACAUUGAGAUGGUUACUGCUGCUAUUGUCACGCUGAAGGAGCGCGACGGCUCGUCCCUGCCCGCUAUCAAGAAGUUCAUUGAGACGAAGUAUGGCAAGGACAUCCACGACAAGAACUUCCCGAAGACGUUGUCCCAGGUGCUUAAGACGUUCGUCAAGAACGGCAAGCUGGUCAAGGUGAAGUCUUCCUUCAAGCUGUCGGAUGCCCUGAAGACCAAGGUCAAGUCUGCCGCGAAGAAGGCUGCUGCCCCCAAGAAGGAGGCUAAGCCGAAGAAGGAGGCCGCUCCCAAGAAGGCCAAGGCGCCGAAGAAGGAGGGCGAGAAGAAGGAGAAGAAGCCCAAGGCCGCUAAGAAGCCUGCUGAGAAGAAGCCCAAGGCCGUCAAGAAGGCUGAGAAGCCGAAGAAGGCCGCUGCUGCCAAGCCCAAGAAGGCUGCCCCUGCCAAGGACGCCAAGCCCAAGAAGGCCGCUGCCCCUAAGGCCAAGAAGGCCGCUGCGCCGAAGAAGGCUGCCGCUCCCAAGCCCAAGAAGGCCGCUGCUCCCAAGCCCGCCAAGUCCCCUAAGGCCAAGGCUGCC
This is a messenger RNA of Astrephomene gubernaculifera, 720 nucleotides long. NCBI's taxonomy places the organism in Eukaryota, Viridiplantae, Chlorophyta, Chlorophyceae, Chlamydomonadales, Astrephomenaceae. The record is from the annotation of a GenBank genome assembly.